AAUGGCAGGAGGUAGUUCGUAUAGCAUCGUGGAAUAUUUUGGUGGAGACGGUGGACAUCGUUGUGGUUACUGUAAAAAUGAGAGAGGGAACUUUUCUCACGGGAUGUGGGCCCAUACGAUGACUGUGCAGGACUAUCAGGACCUUAUUGACAGAGGCUGGAGGAGAAGUGGCAAGUACAUUUACAAGCCUACUAUGAACAAGACUUGCUGCCCACAGUACACAAUCAGGUGUCAUGCCUUGAAUUUCAAGCCAACCAAAACCCACAAGAGGGUGCUGAAGAAGAUAAACAAAUUUCUCUCCAAAGGGGAGAUGCCAGAGGCUGGGAAUAACUGUGAAACUGUUGAUUCUGUGUGUGAGGAGGUUGAGGGACUGCCUGAAGGCCAAUUACAAUUGAAGCACUGUGUAAUAGACGCUCCUAUCACCCAAAAACAGCAAUGUGACACCAAACCAGCUGAGUCAGGAGUGUCCAUAGAGGAACCAGCUACAUCAUCAUCUGGACAUGGUUUGAGGGUGAUUCCUAAACCAGGAGUCGGAGCUGAUCCCAACAGGCCUUUAUGUCGGAAGGCUAAGGACAUCCGCAAGGAACGUCGACUACAAAAGAAACAACUGCAGCAGCAACAAGGCCUAACUCCCACAAUGCCUGAUUUCACCCCUUCUACCUCUGUGUCCAAUCAGCCCAAAACGUUGGAGGACUUCAUUACUGAGUUUCUUCCUGAUGAUUCCCUUCACCAUUUAGAGGUGAGGCUAGUGCCUGUCAGCUUCGAUGACCCUCAGUUUGUGGCAUCCUACCAGCAGUCAGCUGCACUCUUCAGCCGCUACCAGAUGGCUGUCCAUGGUGACACUCCGUCCGAAUGCGAAGAGAGUGAGUUUCAAAGAUUCCUUUGUGAUUCACCACUUGAGGCGGAGACUGCCCCAGAUGGACCAGAGAUGGGCUAUGGCUCCUUCCACCAGCAGUACUGGCUUGAUGAUCGUAUUGUGGCAGUGGGCGUGGUCGACAUCCUGCCCACCUGCGUCUCCUCUGUGUACCUCUAUUACCAUCCCGACUUCGCCUCUCUCUCCCUGGGCUCUUACUCUGCACUGAGGGAGAUUGCUUUCACAAGACAGUUGCAAAAACAGUCACCCAAGCUCUCCUUCUACUACCUGGGCUUCUAUAUCCAUUCCUGUCCUAAGAUGCGUUACAAGGGCCAGUAUCGACCUUCAGAUCUCCUGUGCCCAGAGACAUAUGCAUGGGUGCCCAUUGAAAGAUGCAUCCCCUGCCUUGAGACGUCUGCAUAUGCACGCUUCAGUCAAGAUGCUGAAACAGGAGAUGCUGGCGCAUUAAAGGACUUGGGCAGAGUGUUGGUGCUGUACAGACGGACUGCCAUGCCCUACUCUGCCUAUGUCCGCAAGCGGAAAGGUGGCAGUGAUGAGAAAGAAGUGGAGCAGUAUGCAGGUCUGGUGGGCCAGACAUGUGCAGAAAGAAUCUUAUUGUACCGGGCAUAGAUCACUCUCUCACUCUCUCACACUAAUUCACUCACUCACUCA
This is a messenger RNA of Chanos chanos (milkfish), 1525 nucleotides long. It is a transcript of the gene ate1, whose product is annotated as arginyltransferase 1. Gene Ontology annotation, biological process: protein arginylation. NCBI's taxonomy places the organism in Eukaryota, Metazoa, Chordata, Actinopteri, Gonorynchiformes, Chanidae. Gene Ontology annotation, cellular component: cytoplasm. Bases 2 to 1483 code for a protein of 493 amino acids. The record is from RefSeq and is a predicted model, not a curated record. The transcript has 12 exons. Gene Ontology annotation, molecular function: arginyl-tRNA--protein transferase activity.